Molecule: messenger RNA, 822 nt
Organism: Wallemia ichthyophaga EXF-994
Lineage: Eukaryota; Fungi; Basidiomycota; Wallemiomycetes; Wallemiales; Wallemiaceae
Product: Phosphoadenosine phosphosulfate reductase
Exons: 2
Coding region: 1-822 (273 amino acids)
Cellular component (GO): cytoplasm
Molecular function (GO): phosphoadenylyl-sulfate reductase (thioredoxin) activity
Source: RefSeq, a predicted model, not a curated record
AUGAUCUCACAAUCUCAACUUGAAGCAGCCAAUCAGCAGCUCUCCAACGCCUCCCCUCAAGAAAUAUUAGAAUGGGCAAUGGAUAACCUUGAUGGACUCUACCAAACGACAGCCUUCGGAUUAACAGGUACGAUUGCAGUUGACAUGAUCAGCAAAAUCAGCAAGGCUAGAGGAGCUGCACACGCCGUCGAUCUCAUCUUCCUUGAUACUUUGUACCACUUCGAUGAGACAAUCGAUUUGGCGAGAACUGUUAGCGAGAAAUACUCUGCUAAGCUACACAACUACAUUCCAAACGGCGUCAACAACGUCAAACAAUUUGAGGUUCUUUACGGAAAAGAGUUGUGGAUCUCGGAUGAAGAUAUGUACGAUUUCGCUGUAAAGGUAGAACCAGCUCGUAGAGCAUACGAAGAACUCGGCGUUAAAGCCGUUUUGACCGGUAGAAGACGCAGUCAAGGUGGAGAGAGGGCUGCAAUUCCUGCUAUCGAAAUUGAUGAAACUGGCCUUAUCAAAGUUAACCCAUUAGCAUCAUGGACCUUCGAGCAAGUCAAGGCGUACGCGGACAAUAACAAAGUCCCCUACAACGCUCUCCUCGACAAGGGUUACAAGAGCGUCGGUGACUGGCACUCUACCAAGGCUCCAUCUGGCGUGGCUACCUCAGAUGCCGAUGAACGCUCCGGCAGAUGGUCUGACAAAGGUGGCCAGAAGACUGAAUGUGGUCUCCACAAGGACUUCUUCGUGAUGAAGCGCGCAUUUGAAAAGCGUAAGCGUGAAAUGGAUCUCGCCAAGAAGGAUGCGCAAGUUGGCGUGAAAGUGCAAGCUUAA